AUGCCGAUAUGGUAUCCGGUUCUUUUGGCAUUGGACGCCACUUGGUUUCGGUAUCCUUUUUGUAUCGGUAAAUUGAGCUUCCUGGAUCAUGAGACGAUCAGUCUCUUCGAUUUUUGGGUCAGCUUCUUUCGUUUUAUUCAGUUCAUCCGACAUGCAAUACAAUCAGGGGUAUCGGUAAUUGAGCUUUCCUGGAUCCGGAAUGUCUUUCAGCUGGAUCCCCUUGGCCUAUGGGUUUUCGGCUUCUUGGAUCUCCUUGGGUCUAUGCAAUUUAUUACCAAAACUACGGCAUACUAUGUUAAUAAUGAAGAAAGCGAUGGAGAUUUCGGCUCUCAAUUUAGUCAAUUAAACGACCUAGAAGUUUCUAAUUCUAUACAAUUAAGAGGAAAUCGGCUUCAACUUAAAAAUCGAAAAUACCAAAUAUUGAAAUCAGCUUCGAGAAUCCAGAUAAGUUUCGAAAAAUAA
Messenger RNA from Rhizophagus irregularis DAOM 181602=DAOM 197198, 462 nucleotides. Lineage: Eukaryota; Fungi; Glomeromycota; Glomeromycetes; Glomerales; Glomeraceae. The record is from RefSeq and is a predicted model, not a curated record.